Messenger RNA from Dermacentor silvarum, 5110 nucleotides. RefSeq lists its product as uncharacterized. The transcript is spliced from 26 exons. NCBI's taxonomy places the organism in Eukaryota, Metazoa, Arthropoda, Arachnida, Ixodida, Ixodidae. The record is from RefSeq and is a predicted model, not a curated record. The coding region runs from base 16 to 4791 and encodes 1591 amino acids.
CAUGGCUGCCGCCACAUGUACGGGGGACCGUCGCUAUUUCGAGCGCUGGCCACGUGGCCCGGGCCGUUGCCUAAAUUUGGCGGCUGGGCCCAGUUUCAGACUGGCAGCGACCCGAGAGGAGCGGCUGCGACCCCGGGGGUUCCGACUCGUGGCCGCCGCAUCCCGGAGACCAUGGCGAGCAGCGCGUCCACCACCACCACCAUCAGCAGCAUCGCGGUGCAGUCGGGCAACACCCGGCUCGUGAUAGCCCUCCUGCAGUCUGGCGACGUCCUGGAGCUGCGCAUCCAGGAGUUGUCGCCAGAGAUGAGCGACGUGGGAAGCAACUACGAAGAGGCGCUCCACUUGCAGCAGCAGCACCAGCAGGUCCUUCAGAAGCUACAGAACAAGCAGAGCCCCGUCGAGGAACUGCUGAGCCAAGCGGAUGAGCUGAUCGCAAACCAAAAGCCCAAAGCACAGGUGUACUCAGCUAUGGCACACAACCUUGGUCUGGCGUGGAAGAACCUGAACGCUCAGCUGGAGCACCGAAGUAUCGUGCUGGACACGGCCGUCCAAUACCACGCCGCGGCCAAGAAGCUGUCAGAUGAACUGGCUAAGGGUGAGCAAGAAUUUUCGGACACCGUGUUACCGGACCAUGUUGCGGCGUGUGAAGCUCGCCUGCAGAAGCUGAAUGAAGCGCGCAAAGCCAUCCUCGAGGCGUCCAAGCGGAGCCUCCAGCCAUUCCAGAACCUGCUGCAGACGCUCAAGGAGGUGGCCAGCACGGGCGACUCGCGGCCCCUGCAGCCGGCGGCCGCCCUGGCAGCCAUAGCGGCCCUCGAGAGCCAGCACGAAAACCUCCAGGACCAGCGGCGCAAGUUGGGCCUGCUGUGCGAGGCAAGGAAAGAGGCGCUCGAGAAGCGGCUCCGAGCCCUGAUGCUGAGCAAGGAACUUGACGAGGUGGAGCGUCAACUGGAGCGCAGCCCCGAAGAUGUAGCCUUGGGUGAUUCCCCUGCGAGCAGCGAAAUCCUUCUCCACGAGCACACGACGAGGAUCGCCUCUGCCAACGAGAAAUUGCGAGAUCGAAUGCUGAAGCUACUGAAGACUGCCAAGCAAAUUCAAGACGCGGAGGUCGAAGCCCGCGCCUUCGACCUGAUGGCGCGCGUGACGAGCCGCAUCGAACGCGACGAGGCCCGGAAGAGGGACCUCAAGGAGGCGGUGGAAUUCUUCAACGAAGCCCAAACGGCCCUCAACAAAUUGGACCAGCUCCAAAUUCAAGUUUCCCAAGGUCCCGUUCAAGACUUGGCUGCAGCGACCACGCUUUUGGAUGCGUGCGUCGAGAGACCUCUUCUCCUCGGCCAUGGCAUCCUGACCCGUUUGUCUGUCGGCACCAGCGGCGUUCAAGACAAGGUCGACGAACUCCAAUGCCGGCACCUGCAAGUGAGGCAGAUGUACGAGCAAAAAGCGGCGGAUGUUGUGGAGAGCAGCGAACGCGCAAUUAGCUUCUUGACACAGUGCAAUAGUCUGUACAAGUGGUGCAUCGAGGUCGUGCAGACGUUCCUGGAGCGGAAUAGCCAGCUUGACACUGGAGCAGCAGCAGCUCACGACUUUUUGCAGAGACACCAGAAGAUGCUGAACGAGCUGCAAGCCAGAGAGCCACAGAUGACGAUGUUACUAGCGCAGGAUGAUUCAAGGUCCAAGGAGCUUCUCCAGCUAUGGCAGCACCUACGUAGCCUCCUGGAGCAACGCAUUCGAAUUGCCCAACGAUACCUGAGCUGCUGCAAACUGUCUACUCAGUUGAUGGAAGACUUGAAGACAAUUAGCGAUGCCGGUCCGGAACGACAAGCUUCUAUCAACGAAAAUUUCAUGCAGUUUGAUCACAACGCAAACAAUUUUCUGCACGAUGCCCAAAGAAUUCAGGACACCUGCUUAGAUGUCACAAAAGCGGUGCGCCACAUCCAAGAAACACUGGACCAAUGCCAUCAGCUGAAGAACAAUCCUGGCAGUAACACGGAACAACUGAUCAAAGACGCCCAAAAAACCAUGGAGUCAGCAGUAAAGAUCGAGUCGGAGCUGUACCCUGCCAUACCUCGGGAACUGAAUCGGGCCGAGACCAUCGCUCAGUACCUGGGGAGACAUCUAGACACAUUGAUGCCUCUAGUCAGGACGAUCCAGUCAGAGCUGGAUGCAAGGAUCGAAGCGACGUCUGCACUUCAGAGGAAGGAGCACCUCAUUCAGCAACUGCGUUCUACUCAACAGAGUUUUCGAAGAAAUAUCUCUCAGUAUCAAGACUUGGUCAGGGCCAUGAUAAGCUUUUUUGACUACUUCGCGCAGCUGGAGAAGAAACUUCAAGAAACCCACGAACAUGAAGCCUUGCUGGCAGAGGCUAAGCAACGAGCAGAGAACUUGGCAACGUUAGUUGACAAAACUGAACCGAGCGAGGCGGCUGUACUGGACCGCGACAAAAUCCACUCGUUGGUGGACAACCAGAGCGCGCUGCUGGUGGCCAGCCUGCGCAAGUCGCACCAAGAUUCGCAGAUGAGCAAGUUCAACGAGGAGCUUCACCUGAUCAACCAGCAGGUGCGCGAGCUCACCGAUUCGCUCAAGCGGGACUCCUCCAAGUGCCACGUUGUGGAGUUCCAGCAGCGCAUACAGUCCCUGGAACGAAGAAUCGAGGUGCUCAGUACGUCCUCCCGCCUGCAGACCGACAGCGCGCGGAUGGAACUCGAAGAGCUCACGUCUCGAUGGCGAAAUUUCCACAAGGAAGCUAUGGCAGCGCCGCCACCACAGCCGCAGCCUAUCGACAGGAAGGAAGUGAAAGAAGUCUGCGGACCGUCGUUCGUGGUGCCCCUGGAUGACGUUGAAGUACAAGAAGGCGCAAAGUGCAGCCUCGUAUGCGUACUGGCCGGGCACCCACCUCCGACGGUUCAGUGGUACAAGGAUGGUGUGUCCAUUCGCGGGAACUCGGACUACGUCACGACGAGCCAGCAACUUGAGGACGGUACGACAGAGCAGAGGCUGACCAUAGAGGAAACCCUCGCCGAUGACUCAGCAAAGUUUUGCUGCAAGGCUAUCAACGCUGCGGGUCUGGCCGAGACGUCGUGCCGCCUGAGCGUCCGAGAGCAAGCACGCGAGAGCGCUCUGGAAGAAGUUUUCAUCGAUGCCCUGGAAGAACACACUACGCAGACAGUCGGCGGGGUGCUGACGGAGCCGACGUUCGUGCAACCGCUUCCGGCCAUCGCCCAGUUGCGGCCCGGCGAAGAGCUGCGCCUCGAGUGCACCGUCCAGGGCAGGCCCGAGCCGCGCGUCUCCUGGUCCAAGGACCUGCUGCCCGUGCGCGACGCUGCGAAGCCCACCCAGGAGCAAGGAAGAGCACGGCUGGUGCUCGCUGGCGCAACCGAGAACGACUCGGGCACCUACACGGCCGUCGCCAAAAACAAGGCUGGGGAGACGGCCUGCUCCUGCCAAGUGAAAGUGGCCGAGGACGCUCCGCCGCCAGAGCCUCCGCGAGUGCUCAAGGCUCUGGAGGACCUGGAAGUCAAGCCCGGACCGGAUCCCGUCACGCUGGAAUGCGUCAUUGUUGGGCGGCCCGAACCAGAGGUAAUUUGGUACCACAACACACAGCCCAUCAAGGAGUCCGAGCGGGUGCGGCUGCUGUUUCGGGGAGACAAGUGCUCUCUCUUGUUCAACGGCAUAGGCACCCAGAACGCCGGCACGUACCGCUGUUCGGCGGUCAACCCUAUGGGCAGCUGUUACACGGAGUGUAAAGUGCGUGUGCCGCUCUCCGCUCCCGUGUUUCUGGAGCCUCUUAGAGAUGUGACCACGGAUGAAGGCUGCCGUGUGGUGCUCACUGCCAAGUUGUGGGCGCCGGAGCCGCCCUUCGUGCACUGGUUCAAGGAUGGCAGAGAACUGCUGCCCAGCCCGGAUUUCCAGGUCAGCCACGAUCCGGACGGAACCGUGAAGCUAUUGAUUCCCAAGGUGGCAGGCAACAACAGCGGCCAUUACGAAGUGGAGGCCAGCAACCCCGGAGGACGCACGCGCACGGGCUGCAGGAUGCACGUUCGCGAAUCUCAGAAGGCGGUCCAGGCGGCUACCACCCAGCUUGCGGUAUCGAGGACAUCGAAGCAGACCGUGUCCGUGUCCAAGAGUGGCUCGGAGCUGCGGCUAGCCCGUUCGCUGCCCUCCGAGUUGGUGGUGCAGAGCGGAACCAAGGUGUGCCUAAGCGUGGCCAGUGCGCAGCCGCCCGGUGGCCAGUUGACUGCCUCAUGGUUUCGGUCGGGUCAGCCUAUAACUGACUCACCAGACUUCCGGCUCACCCGGUCACUGGAGAACGUGGCCGGAACGUCACUGGCUGUGUUCAGUUUAACCAUCUCUGAGGCCUUCCCUGAGGACUCUGGCGACCUUGAAGUGCGCGUGCAAGGUCCUAAUGGCGUUGUGACCGCGAACACAAAGCUAGUGGUGCUUGACGAAGACGACGAAGGAACUGACAACGUGCAAAGACGCGACGAGGGCAUCCAGCAAGCGAGCGAGGUGAAAGUGUACGAGACAAAGGUGCCUCGAUCGGGACCAGGAGACUCGACUGGCUUGGCUUUGUCGGGAGACCUGCAAAUGCGCGUGACUGAAGUGACGCACGUGAACGAGAUGCCGCCGGAGGUGUCGGAAGAGACUACCACGAAAAUAGUGGACAAUGCAGGUGCCAAAGACAAAGUCACAGAAGAAGUGACCCGCCGAGUGACCAAGAGAGUCACUGAGAUUACCAAGACCCAAACUAAAGAGGUGAGGGGUCCCUUGGUCUACAAAUGGGAGUUUCGCAAGUAGCAGGCCUACCUGGGACGCCGUGCUUUCAAUGCGGCGUCCCCUUCUAGUUUCCUCCUUAUACUUGCUCGGCUCAAGGCUGGCAUGGAGACUGUCCCAAAGGCACCUUUCUUGUCCGUGCUUUCUGGUGGUGCUCUCCGUUGUGUUACCUGUCUGUAUGGCUGCCGCUCGGAACAGAGCGCUCUCCUUCCUUACCCUUGGCCGCCCGUCCUUAAGUGUUUGGUGUAGCAUGCUCGUCACAGUGCCUUGACCAAAACCGAGAGAAAAUAAUCUUCACAGUUGUAACGGUGACAUGAAAUAAAGCCAUGCUUUGUGUUCAAUA